UGGGCAGGUCAAUGGGUUAAUCCGGAGACCCCAUUCAAUGCCGUGUGGAUUCCAAAGACCUCAUCGAAGCCAGCGAUCCAUCACCUCCAAAACAGGUCAAACAGGUUUGCAGUUAAUUGUUGCCAAGCAUCAGGCCGGACGAGACCCAGCCCAGAGCCGCAUUCCCAUGGACGCGGCAGAGGUCGAUUGGGCAGAGACAUUUCCGCAACGGAAUUGCAGGGCUCACGACAGCCACAACAACCACCCUCGCGGCGGGAGAUCAAAGAAGAUCUGUUAUGCUCCGGAAUCAUUCUCGUUCAACUUUGCCAACCGCAUCACCAACAACGGACGGCAAAUCCUGUGGCAUGCGUUUGCCUUUCGAAUCCGCCUGGAGCUGAUGCUGGAGCCAAAGAGACCACUUGAGCCAGACCCGGCUCAGCCGGCGCCCGACGUUUGCGAGGUCGGCAAGUCGGCCAUUCCUCCGUCCAUCCCAGCUCAUCCCAGUUUUGCCCAAGUCUCCCCAGACCGUCGUGUGUUCCUGGCCGCCAGAGAUGGCAGCCACAGCGGCCACGGGAAUCCGAUCAUGGGGGCUAAUCUAGCAUGCCACCUGAGCUCUGUAUUGGGCGAACUGCAGCAUCCCUUGACAGGUUCGAGAUCAUGA
Messenger RNA from Podospora bellae-mahoneyi, 640 nucleotides. RefSeq lists its product as uncharacterized. Lineage: Eukaryota; Fungi; Ascomycota; Sordariomycetes; Sordariales; Podosporaceae. The coding region runs from base 38 to 640 and encodes 200 amino acids. The transcript is spliced from 3 exons. The record is from RefSeq and is a predicted model, not a curated record.